UUCAACUAAAUCUUGACGUUUCUCUUGUAAGAAUAUUUCUUUUUAUUUUAGAAAGGAUUAGAACAUUGUUAUCGACAGAAUGGUACUUUUAGAGUAAUUCUUCGAUUGAUGUUACAAUUUAUCGAUGUGAAAUCAUUAUCAGGAAUAUUUGAUAAAAGUCAUGGAAUCACAAGAACAAUUAAAAAAAGAUCCGCCGGUUUUCGAGCGUAGUGUAAUGUUAACACGUUUCAAAUUGUCACAACAAAAACGACAAUUAAAAGAAAAAGACAACGGACCAUCAAUAACGCAGGCAAUAAAAAAAUCACCAAAAUCUUCGACAAAGAAGCAAAAACAAUCACCGAUAAAAAAUAAAGAGAAAUCACAAUUGAACGGUGAAAAAAAUGAAUUUUAUCCUAAUAAAUUGAAACGAAAUAAAAUAGUAAAUAAGAUAAUAUUGAAACCGAAGAAUGAUUUGAAAGUUAUCAAUUGGAAUGAUGUUAAAAGAAAAAAUUUGCAGAUGAAUAUAAAACCUCAAAAUAAAAAAAGAAAGAAAGGUCACAAACAAUCAACAUGUGAUACAAAUGAAGACAUAUCAAGUUCGGAGUAUUCUGAGCUCGACUUUGAUGAAGUGAUACGGAUGGCUGACCAGGAUCUGGAUGAUGAAGACUUGAUGGAGAUACUGACCUGUCCUAGUCCAGUCUGGUGGGAAGAGCCCCCUGAUGAAAAAUAUAUGGAAGGUCCAAUAGUAAUAAGAACAAACACAUUAGAGUCAAUGCCAGACCUUGCUUCAGAGUACAGAAGAAAACAAGCAAGAAAAAGAAAACCACAGAAGAUUAUAUUAGAAAAAGAAGAAUGUAAAACAAACAAAUCAAUAGAAAAUUCAUUACAAAAUGUUUCUGAAGAAAUUAAGAUAGAAAAAGAUGAGUCAGUAGAAGAUAAAUCAGAAGUUAUUGACAUAACUGGAGAUUCAACAUAUCUAGAUAUAUCUCUAUAUGAUAAUGACAUUUUAAAACAUUUGGAAAAUAUUAAAAUACCCAUAGAGGAUAUAGAGCAAAAAAUGAAAUAG
This is a messenger RNA of Papilio machaon (common yellow swallowtail), 1045 nucleotides long. RefSeq lists its product as uncharacterized. The record is from RefSeq and is a predicted model, not a curated record. Bases 161 to 1045 code for a protein of 294 amino acids. NCBI's taxonomy places the organism in Eukaryota, Metazoa, Arthropoda, Insecta, Lepidoptera, Papilionidae. The transcript is spliced from 6 exons.